AUAAAUAUAUGUGUCUUAUUGUGGCAGCCUGUACAAUUUAUUCAGUUUGAAGAACAGACAAAUCCAGUCCAUAUGUGCAGCUUCUGCUUUAAAUAUGUGUGAAAACAAGGAUAAAAGCAUGGGUGGAUAAGAUGCAAGAAGAUCUUGUGACGCUCGCACGGACUGCAAGUGGAGUGGACCGGCUUGCUGAUAUUUAUUUGAAAAACACAGCAUUGUAUACUGUACAAGCAAACAACCCUCGUCAGCUAGUGGAAAUUGCAGCCAGAGACAUUGAAAAACUUCUAAGUAACAGGUCUAAAGCCUUGGUGCGCCUUGCUAAAGAAGCAGAGAAGUACCAAGCCUCACAUCAGUGGAGGGACGAGUUUGGGAAUAAUGAUAUAAUCUAUUACAAUGCAAAAGACGAUCAGAAUGAUCCUGAAAAGAAUGAAACUGAAUCUGGCAGCCAGAGAAUCAGACCAGUAUUUGAAGACGAUCCUGUUUUCCGACGGCAAACAUCUUACCAGCACGCAGCAGUCCAUAUACCAACAGAUAUUUAUGAAGGCUCAACAAUAGUGUUGAAUGAGCUCAACUGGACGGCAGCGCUGGAUGAUGUGUUCAAGCGGAACAGGGAAGAGGACCCCACUUUAUUGUGGCAGGUUUUUGGUAGUGCCACUGGCCUCGCAAGGUAUUACCCAGCUUCCCCAUGGGUAGAUAAAAGUCGAACUCCUAAUAAAAUAGAUCUGUAUGAUGUACGCAGAAGACCAUGGUAUAUCCAAGGAGCUGCAUCUCCCAAAGACAUGCUUAUUUUAGUGGAUGCGAGUGGCAGUGUCAGUGGAUUGACCUUGAAGCUGAUCCGCACAUCGGUCAUUGAGAUGUUGGAGACCUUGUCUGACGAUGACUUUGUGAAUGUAGUUUCUUUUAAUAAUAAUGCUCAAAAUGUCAGCUGCUUUAAUCAUCUUGUCCAAGCUAAUGUGAGGAACAAGAAGAAACUGAAAGAAGCUGUCUAUAAAAUCUCUGCUAAAGGAAUUACAGAUUACAAAAAAGGUUUUAGCUAUGCUUUUGAACAGCUGCUAAAUCACAGUGUCUCCAGAGCUAACUGCAAUAAGAUUAUUAUGCUGUUUACAGAUGGUGGUGAAGAAAGAGCACAAGAAAUUUUCCACAAAUAUAAUGAAGACAAAAAAGUACGUGUGUUCACAUUUUCUGUUGGCCAACAUAAUUAUGACAAAGGACCCAUACAGUGGAUGGCCUGUGAAAAUAAAGGUUAUUAUUAUGAAAUCCCAUCUAUUGGAGCCAUAAGAAUAAACACCCAGGAAUAUCUGGAUGUUUUGGGAAGACCAAUGGUUUUAGCUGGAGAGCAAGCCAAACAAGUUCAAUGGACAAAUGUCUAUCUGGAUGCUCUGGAGCUGGGCCUUGUGAUUACAGGAACCCUGCCAGUCUUCAAUCUAACAAGGGAACAAAAUGGGAAAAUUAACCAGCUGAUUCUUGGAGUAAUGGGGGUUGAUGUCUCUCUGGAGGACAUAAAAAAACUGACUCCCCGAUUUACG
This is a messenger RNA of Cyanistes caeruleus (blue tit), 1523 nucleotides long. NCBI's taxonomy places the organism in Eukaryota, Metazoa, Chordata, Aves, Passeriformes, Paridae. The record is from RefSeq and is a predicted model, not a curated record.